UAGGGAGCGAUUUGGAAGUCGCCACGUAUUGUUAACCAGUACAGGCUUUGCGUCAAGUCGGAAAGUUACUACAAUUUUAGUACAGAUCAUCAUUUUCUGUCUUUGUUUGAUUUUCAACGACUGCGCUAUUUCCCAAGGAAUUCUACCGUUUUGUAUCCGCAAGGAGUGAGGCCAGUAGCAAAAUGGCCCAGAGCGACAUAGGCGAUUGGUACCGAGGGAUCCCGCAAAUCACUCGUGGGUGGUUCACCGGUUCUGUGGUGAUUCCACUGGCCGCCAAAUUCGGUCUUCUGAACCCCAUGUGGUUAAUUCUCACCUUUCAACAAGUGGUUUACAGAUUUCAGAUCUGGCGACCUGUUACUGCCCUCUUCUACUACCCCAUUACCCCGAUGACUGGCUUCCACUACCUCAUACAACUCUAUUUCAUGUACAGCUACUCGUGUAGAUUAGAGACGGGUGAGUGCUUUGGGAAGGGGUGGUAAAAAAAAUCUGUUGAAAUUCUCAUGGAUCAUUUCUCGCUCAUAGAUUUCACGACUCCUGGGAUGUUUUUUUCUUCUCAGCUACUGAUGGAUCCGAUGGUGUUGAGCGUGCUGUACGUGUGGUGUCAGCUGAACCGUGACACCAUUGUACAGUUCUGGUUUGGCACGCAGUUCAAGGCCAUGUAUCUACCCUGGGUCCUGGUGGCCUUCAACAUGAUCAUCAGAGGAGCUGGCCUGUCGGAGCUUCUCGGCAUUGUAGUCGGCCACCUGUACUUCUUUCUGAUGUUCAAGUAUCCACAAGACUUUGGUGGUCGUGCCUUCCUUAAAACGCCUGAAAUUCUAUACAAGUACUUUCCCAAUCGCCAAGGUGGAGUGAGCGGAUUCGGUGUGCCGCCCGCGAGCCGGCGCCCUCGGGAUGAGAACAAUGACCAACCUGCUGGGAUGCGACACCGAUGGGGGCAAGGGCACCAGUUAGGGGGACAGUAACCCUACUGGGGUCGAGGGUGCGACGGUCAUGAAUGCAGCAAUAGGGGCCAAACCCAAGACAGACACCGAGAGACAGGCAGGGAGUGUUGUUCAAAUCGUUUGAUUUCACCUUUGAAUAGUUACCCUGAUUGACCCACAGACCUGCGCAGAGUAAGGUUCGGUCAUAUACUAUUAUGCUAUUUGCUUUGUCAUGAAACAGUUGUCAAAAAAUCCGCAUUAACACCAGAAUUUACAAGAAGAGUGUGUGUUGUCCUUGUUACCUGUGCAACCAGUUUGUCUUAAAGAUAUUGUGGUGAAUAAUUACAGAAUGUGUUGAAGCAUUCUAAAAUAAGAAACUUAAAAUGUACCCAGAGAGACCUCUUUAUACCAUAGAUGUGUCCAAUCAUCACAAAACGUGACCCAAAUUCCACGAAUGCCCAGAAGUGCAAGAAUGAGUGGCGGCAGUGAUAUUGUUGAGCCAGUCUCGUCAUUCAUUGGUCAUUGUUGUGUAGCGUUUUAUGAAGAUAAAAGCAAAAUUCUGCAUGCCCGGUGUCUAAGCCAUAAAUGACAGUGUCCAAUGCUACUUUUGAGUACACGCAUUCAGUGUUCACAUCAAUUAUGUUGUUUCUGAGCUCAUGACAAGACACUUGGGGGUGAAUAAAAUGUGCAAGCUGAAUGUUAAACCGCUGAA
Acanthaster planci (crown-of-thorns starfish) is the source of this 1632-nucleotide messenger RNA. RefSeq names its product derlin 1 (gene derl1). The record is from RefSeq and is a predicted model, not a curated record. NCBI's taxonomy places the organism in Eukaryota, Metazoa, Echinodermata, Asteroidea, Valvatida, Acanthasteridae.